Blepharisma stoltei is the source of this 2330-nucleotide messenger RNA. Lineage: Eukaryota; Ciliophora; Heterotrichea; Heterotrichida; Blepharismidae. The record is from the annotation of a GenBank genome assembly.
AUGUAUAGAGAAACAUUAAUCAAACAAGUUAGAGAAAGUAGUGUUGCUGGGGCUGAUAUUUUAAGGGUUUUAGACAGAGGAGUGAGCAGGCUGGAUGAGUUCACAAGGAUUGUGUCACCGCUGCAGGAAGCAAUAAUUAAGUUUGAAGAAGCUAGCUCCAGUAUUGAUAAACAGCUAAGUCAGGUGAAAGAUAUGGCGCAGCUGUCGAAAGAAGCUAAUGGACUGGUCCAGAUGCUGGGAAAUCCAGAUAAUUUAAGGAAUCAUUUGAAAAACAUUGGAAGAGCUCAGCAGAUAAGGACGAUUUAUCAAAAGAAUCAGCAGUAUCCAGACUUACCUACUUACUUACUUAAUUAGAUUAUCGAAAAGCUCCCUGUUGGCGUCAUACAACGCUUUAUCUCCACCUUGUUUCGUCUUGGCCGCCUGCCGCCACCCUCUAGGGGUAGACUCCUCGCCGCCUGAGGCUCGCGUCUAACGGCGAGUCAGUGGGCUGGGCCACCGUGCCGUACGUCAACUUGGGUUGCUCUUCCAGAAAAUUCAAAAAAUGAAUUUUCUGGUCAAGCUACCGGCCAAGAUGGAAUCCAUCGCCCAGGACGCAACGCCUGGUAUCGCGAUAGGAAAUUGCCCGAUUGGUCUUGUCGACUCGGCUGGGCUUUCCUUUCCAACGCUGAACCCAUCUUCCCAAGAGGCAAAAAACCUUGGUCCCGGGUGUGAACUUGCGGUCGGCCUAAUCCGACAUUGCGCUCCACCCAAACCAAGUAAAAACCUGGCCGGAUACACAUUACCGAACGCCAACCUCCCUUCCACAAGGUCCCUGGGUGACCCCAGCUACAGGUGUUAAGAGGUCGGGUUGGUUCGCCACUCCAUUUUUAUGUAUAUGCAGUAUCCAGACUCAGCUACACACUUAGAAGAGCUAACUCAAGCACUUAGCAUUGGCUACACAAAAUGUGCAGACUUUCUUCAAGAUCAGCUUAUAAAAUACUGUGAAAUAUAUGCCCUCAAUUCCAUAGCUGAAGAUCAAGCACAGCUAGAAAUGAUAUCAAGCAUUCAACAGCUCAUAGAAGUUUGCAAAAAAACUGCUCCUCAAUAUUGGAAAAUCUACUCAGAUAUUAGGUCUGCUCUCUUACUAAUUCUCAUCUCCGUAAGUAAGCAAAAUCUUUUAAAAAUGACAGUUUAUUCUGAGGCUUAGAUUUUUAAAUUAAAUUGCUUAUAUCAAAUAUUUUUUAAACUUUAAAAAAUUAAAUUUAAGCCAAAGAGGAGGUAUAAGGCAUGUGAAAGUUCCUCAAAAUAUUUCAAAACCAUAUGUGAUUGGGUCGCAUUACAUUAUUAUCAUGCUUGGCAGUUUCAUUGAGUCCCUUGCGAUAGAAAGCCAGCUGCUUCAAAUGAUUUUUCAGGUCGAAAACGUCACUGAGUGGCUUAUAGAUGUAAGUGAAGCAGCCUACCAGCAUUUCUACGAAGCACUGCAGUCUCAUUUCAACUCCCAAAGCAAUAUUUAUCAAACCCUUGAUAUUUUGACAGCUUUUGGGCAGUCGCUUCCAGCCCUUGAACAAUUAUUGGGGAAGACAGUGAACUAUUACAACUUAAGCAAAUGCUUUACGAAUUUACUUCACAAAUCUCAGUCGUGGUACAGGGAUUAUUCACAAGAAAUCCAGUCAGCCAAAAUUGACAUCGGUGAAUUUGUACACGAUUUAGCAUUUAAGUUAGCUGAAGAGAUUAAAAAGGUCCAUUUAUUUCAUGCAGGAUUGAAUAUUGCCAAAUUGGAGCAAGCCCCAAGCACUCUAAUAGCAGCGUUGCUAGAUACUUUCAGGAUAAAAACGAGAGCACAGGCAUCAAAACAGCCUGCGUUGUGCCAUAUUUUCAUGAUCAAUAACCUUAGCUUUUGAAUUCGGGCAUUGCAAGAUGUUGAAAUCGCUGGAAAAACAGAACUGCUUAAUAAAAUCGAAAAAGAGCUGUUUUCUGAGAUCGAGGACUAUGCUCGAACUACCUGGGCAAAACUCCUUACCAUUUUAAGUGAUAAUCCAACCAUCAUUGAGUUCAAAAAACAAGGAGUUUUGACACGAACUUCAAGAGACGCAGUAAAAAACAAAUUCAAGCAAUUUAAUGCAGAAUAUUCCGAAGUCUUUAAUUUCCACAAAAACUUCACCCUGUAUAGCCCCGAUGUCCUCGACACCCUCAGAAAGAAAAAUCACUCUCUUAUUGUCCCAGCUUAUAGAGAAUUCUUUAGGAAGUUUACAUCAGUAGAUUUUACAACCAGGAGAGAAAAAUAUUUGUUAUAUUCAAUUGAAAGAGUUGAUAGUGGAAUUUCUUCAAUGUAUAUCCUAAAAAAUCGUUAA